Messenger RNA from Cuscuta epithymum, 2634 nucleotides. The record is from the annotation of a GenBank genome assembly. Lineage: Eukaryota; Viridiplantae; Streptophyta; Magnoliopsida; Solanales; Convolvulaceae.
CCACAUAAUCACGGUCCUCACCAACACAGUCUUUUGACUUUUUUCUUGUUUCUACCAAUCUUCUUCUCAGUGCGGAACCUUUUCUUCUUCGUCCUCUCGUCUAAACAAAAAUGGGAGCUGAACAUGAACAUCCUCUCACUACACUGCUUACCCUCUUCGAUUCUUUCUGGUUCGAAUACGAGAUUCUCACUUCAAAAAAUCCAGCCACAACAUUAUCAUCCAAGACCCAGGAAGACACAGUAAAUCCCAACAAUGAGCUUUCCAGAGCCCCCACAACUUUUAUUUCUGGACCUUUCAGUGACAAAUGUUUGAGCUCCGAAAACCCCUCCAUGGAUGCAGAAGAACCCUCUCCCGAGUCCGUUCUUCUCGAGCCCAGGCCUCAGCUCCAACCCAUUCUUUCCGGCAAGGAAUUCUCCGAUCAGACGAGCAUCGCUAACAGUAGCAGCGGUGAUGAUGUGAGCUUCAGGAGCAUUAAGAGUAGCCGCAGGAGGAUGAGAAGGAAGGAUAGUGUUAAAAGGAACAGUAAGAGCUUAUCAGAUCUUGAGUUUAAGGAAGUAAAAGGGUUUAUGGAUCUAGGGUUUGUGUUCUCGGAUGAGGAUAGAGAUUCUGAUCUGCUGGUUUCAAUCAUCCCUGGACUGCAAAAGAGGGGGGUUUCUGAAUAUGGUGGAAUGAUUGCAGCAGAUGUUUCAAGGCCUUACCUUUCAGAAGCAUGGGAUGCUAUGGAAGAACAAAAGAGGGAUAAUGAUAAUAAUAGUAGUAGUCAGAGUCAAAUAGGGAGUUGGAGAAUUCCAUCUGCUUUUGGCAAUGAAAUGGAAAUGAAAAAUCAUCUUAAGUUCUGGGCUCAUGCUGUUGCCUCUAAUGUUAUAUAACACAGCUCAGCCCUGUUAUGGAUGUAAGCAUAGCAAUUCAACAAAGAGAUCAUAUGCCUGUAUUAUUUUUUACUUGUUUGUAUUACUUAGCCCUUCAAUUCCUUUAUGAAACCAAAUCUUUGAAAUGAGUGUUAUUGCUCAAGUGUGCUGUCUUUCACUCUGCGUUUGCUAUUUUUUUGACCGGAGUGACUGCUGUUUUUAGCUUUUGCUAAUUAACAGGAGCCACUUUUCGUUAUGUAGUGAUUGAACUCUCAGUGUAUUUCGUCACUGAUCCCAUUGUUGCCUCGAGGAGCACAACAAGCGUGUUGCAUCGACAAAAUCGGAUAUGAACUCGCCAACUAAUAUGAUGGAGCAAUGGCUUGAGAAAAUAGAGUCAGAGGGUUGGAUGAGGAACUGAGACAGUUGGAAAGAGGGAUGGAGGCUGCCAUGAAGGAGAAACCUACAUGAGUUUCUAUGAUGAGAGGUUUCUUUCAGAACUCUAUUGUGCUAUUGAGUGUGAGGGGUAAUAUACCAGCAGAAGAGAGAAAAAAGAGGCUUUGUAUACUCCACCAUUGUUGGAGAAGAGGGUUGUAAUGCAGUGGUCAUAUGGAUUCUCUACCCAGGCCUUGAAUUGAUGCGGGUUCGAGAGAGAUUUUAAAGUGAUCCGAAGGAAUUGAUGCAGUGUCAACAAAUUUUUGGGCUCCGAUGUUUUGGUGGCUUGUUUUGAUGUUUCAUGAAUUGUUGCAGCAGGCGCCACCGGGAGUUUGUUGUUGCGAAGCAUGUCCUUAACCAUGGCCUCCAAAGCAUUCCGGUCUGGGAGCUGGAGGCCGCUGGCGCUGUAGGCCAAUUCCAAGGCCGUGAUUCCCACCUGCCAAAUGUCAGCUGCCGGAGAUGACUUCCACGGCUCAUCACCAUUAUUACUAUGGGAGGCGAUUUCUGGUGCAGCAGCCCACUGAGAGAUGGGGGGGGGGGGGGUUCCUCUCGGUCGUGGUUGAGGCUGGCAGCAAAACCCAACACGAGAAGAGAGUAGUAACGCGCAGGGAUGAUGCGGAACGGGGUUAUGAGAUAAAUGUGGCCAGCGCUGAUAUCUCCGUGCGGAAUGCGCCGCUUAUGAAGGAAGCGGAGAGCCUUGAGAAUUGAUCUGAGCACACAGAGAAUGAGAUCCUUCCGGCCCUGAAACCCGCUGCCGCUUGUUCUCUUGAUGUUCCUCACAGAGCCAUGCCCAUAGUCAUGCAUCGGGACGACAGCGAAGGCUUCGCAGAGCAUGCCCAUAGUCACAGACCCUCUUUUGUUCCUCCAUGCCCAUAAUCAUGAGAAGCGGUGAAUAUGGGCGGCAGGAUUCCCAACAAAUUGGGGUGAUCGCUUUUGACGCCCUGGCUUCUUCUGACUUCUUCCCUGAGGAUUGAGAUGGAUUGUGGAUUAUCACCCACUUUAACAGCACGCCAGAAUACUUUACUCGUUUUCACCAUUAGUUCCUGAAUCCGGGUCUGAGAUGCUGUUUUCAACCACGGCUGCUUUGUACACCGUGGGUAAAGUGAUUAGAGCCCGAAGGAAUGGGUAAAGUGUUCCGAAAACACAUAUCAUGAGAAUUGCGGGGGCCUAUUCAUAUUCUGGUGAGAUUGGCUUUGAUACAAGAAGAAUAUAGAGAUAUCACCAUUGGCACUUUCAAGCCAGAACACUUUAUUCGUUUUCACCAUUAUCAGAUAAGGGGGUAUCUUUGAUAUAUUAAUAACAAUAUUCUAUGGAAGAACAAAUCUCAAUUUACUCAAGUAACAGGCAAACUUAG